CGUUGAUAUUCGCUACAUAUACUGCGUGCGCCGUAUUGUAUUCAUAUAGAACGCUGUGAAUGUCCAACUUUUGCAGCCGAGCUUAUGUAUGAUCCGUGCAACGUAUACUAGACGACUGCUCCCCUCCAUUGCAUCUCACGUUAUUGAGCUGCUCCAACUCAGCAAAAUCACGCCAAGUAGCCGGGUAAUUUCCGCCAUGCCAGGCUGACAAAGUGAUGCCAUCCCCAGCUCCUUCGGUACCACUAUUAUCAGACGACUUUUUGCCUCCCGCCUUGGUCCGGUCUGACACAAAUCAGACAUUUGAAGAUGUGGUACGCGAGGUAUCUCAGGCGCGCAUGAGACGGGAACCCGACGACGAGACAGGCAACAGAGACCUCGAGUUCCAGCAAUCAAAGCUAGAGGACCUAAGCGCUUGUGUGGACGAAGUUGAACGACAGAAGCUAGCGCAUUACCUUCCGGAAAAGAUUGUAUUUGAGGCCCGCAACGCCUGCUACGACUCCAUUCGACAAGGACGCGAUGACGGUCUCGAGGCGCUGGAAGACGGGCUCAAGUUGCUCAAUAACGAGCUUGGCGAGGGUCUCGAAUUCUGGGAUCUUAGCAAGGUCGAUCUCUUGCUUGAUCUGGGCCGAAAGGAGGAAGCCCGGCAGCUUCUAAAAUCAUUGGAAAUCCCGGGAGUACUAGAAACGCCUAUUGAGAAUUUGGGGAGCAACCGCCAGGCCGCGUCAGAUCUUUCCAAUGGAGACGCUUCGUCUUCACUGCAUGUGCGUUCACCAAGCCGAGGGAGCUCUCCGCUCCAGAGUGGCUUGAGAGCAGAAGACAUGGCUGCGUCAGCGCAUGUAGAGACCGAUGCACCUCAUCUCGAAAAGUCGCGGAAGCGAUCGUUUCGCGGCGAGAUAAAAGCCUCGGCACCUCAGCCACCCCAGGGACGGAGACGAACUACAUUUAACACCGACGCUGAAUUUGAGCGAAUGCUUCAGCUUGAUUUCUGCCAGAAGAAGUUGGAUUUGGAGAUUCGCGCCGAGCAAUGGGAUCAGGUGAAAAGGACUCAGGUUGAACUUUACGGUCUGGAUCCGAGCUACUUUGAUAUCAAGAAGCCCAUGGACCGGUUCCCGAAAAUAAGGCAGCUUCUCAACAUUGGCCAGAUUCACGAACGCGACGCCAAAGAGAGCAACGAUCCUGUUCGGAAGCGCUCUCAUCUGGAGGAAGCUCUUCGGACUUACAAUCAUGGUUGCUAUGCAACAGAGCUAUUUCACCAACACUUCGACCAACCAUACAAUCAUCUUUACACGCAUGACCACAUCGACUGCGCAAAUCUGUUUUUCUCUGCAGCUCGGGUGUGCAUAUCUUUCCAUGAGUGUGACUUCAAAGAUGGCAAGAACCGUUCCAUCACCCCACCAAGCUGCACUAAGAUUGAGCCAAAGCUGGUGGAGGAUACGUGGAAACAGCAGGCACUGCAUUUUCUUGAACAGGGCAGGUCUCGGUCUCUUCUCGACAGCAUUGUUCGCGGAGAUGAGGUUGUGCCCAGUCUGCAACGAAAACUACUUGAUACGGCGAUCGACAGCUUUGCGUACGCUGCUAGAGCUAGCAUUCGCAUCAUGAAGGGUGAUUCUUCGCGUCCAACCUCGGCGACGUCGUCUCCAGAUUCGCAGGCUGUCAGCCCUUCCGAAUCACCUCCGGAAGGAUUCCGACUGUUCCAAGCGGAUGGCGCUAAGCUUACGCCAUCGAAUGCAAGCCCUGCUUUCAUCCAAGCCAUCGAGAAGAACAAGCGACGUAACACAUACAACCACACGGUUGAGAGACCAACUAUCCAAGAGCCCGAUUCAUCUUCGCCUAUGCUAGCGGAAAGGUCUCCACGAGGCAGCUUCUCCGAGGAGCAAAUGAGACGACUCAGAAUUAGAAUGAGGUGGAGGAGAUAUAUUCUUUACGCCUUCUCUCAGACCAAUCCUACGAUGAAUGCUGCCGCUGCCGCGCUCCCGGAGUCUGGGAUCCGGCCGUUCGAAGAUCUCAGGCAAAACAUUCCGGCUGACAUGGUCGUCGUCGAAUAUGGCUUGACAUCAAGCUCUCCGAGUGGCUUGCUUACACUCGUGGUCAGCUCAGACGGUGUCGACGUUGCCAUGUGGAGGGAAACCGAAGCGAAGGACAUCAGAAAGUUGAUCCGUGCUCUUCGAAGGAUGAUGGACGACGACAUGGCUCUCGUCAGACGAGACGCUCCAUCUCCCGUCUCCCCCAAAUCCUCUCGUUCGCAAUCCUCGCAGGCAGAAUUUGACGACAAGUCGAUUCAGGACCUAAGAGACGACUUGUAUGAUCGCCUGAUUGGGCCUAUAGAAGUAAAGCUGCGUGCAAAAUCCCCACGGAGGGUCAUCGUCAUUCCAUCCGGUGAACUGGCCCACAUCCCCUGGGCCAUGCUGCUGGAGUAUCCCUUCUCAAUCGUCCCCUCUCUAUCGAUUUGGCAACGUCUGCAUCAGCACCAGCCCGCCUCGGCACCGAAAGCGCCGAAUGUAUCGGUCUUCAGCAACAAACCGACGAACGAAGACGGCAUUUCUCGUGACAUUCCGUACUCGCGGAUUGAGGCGCUGUAUCUCUCUUGGAUUCAUCAGAAGCUGCCCGCCCUUGCCGACGAGGUGGAUCUGAAGACGUUUGAAACCCAGUUUUCACAGCCUCUCGAGAUUCUUCACUUGUGUGCGCACAGCAACUUUGACUACCAUGACCCGCGCAAGUCUUCUGUACAGCUCUCCAAAGAUCCCUGGUCCAUUGCUCAGUGGCGAAACAUGUCCAUCAAGGCACACGUCGUCGUCUUUAGCUCGUGUCUCUCAGCUGUCUCUCAAGCUUUCGACUCAGGCAGCACGUUUGGCUUCGCCCACGCAUUGCUGGCUACAGGCACCCAGGCUUUCAUCGGCAGCUUGUGGCCGGUCGAAGACGAAGCGACCCUUCUCCUCAUGAUGAUGUUCUACGAGGAGCUAAGGCGUCCGCUGCCUCCCGUAGACGCUUUGUACGAGGCACAACGUCGUCUUCGCACUCUCAGCGAGCAGCAGCUGUGGGAGCUAGUCGAGCUUCUAAAGAGGAUGUUCAAAAUCCUCGGCACGAAAUCACACGAGUACAUCAAUUCUCCGAGGACCUGGAUUCGCCUCCUUGAUCGGUACGAUGUCACCAGACUGCGAGAGCCGAGAUGCUGGGCAGCCUUCGUUCUUACGGGCUACGGCUUCCGUACCUUGUAUCCGGAAGCCAUAAUGCAGACCUAGCCUGCUUGGAUCAGGUUGGCGACGCGCUGAGGGACCAGGACUUCCGCAGGCAUUAGACGUUUGAGUUUGGUUACAAAUGAUUAUGCAUAGCGACGCGUUACGGGAUGGAUAUCGACAUUUUGCGUGGUCAAACCCCCCUUUUUUUUCUAAGAGACCGUUAAGAGAUUUUUUUUUUUCUUCUCAAUAAGCAUAGCGUCGGUAUUUGCAUUAUACCCCUGCAGAUUAGGCGACUCUAGUCCAUCCUGGUUUGAAUAAAAGCGAACUGCACAGAAAAAAAAAU
Molecule: messenger RNA, 3519 nt
Organism: Verruconis gallopava
Lineage: Eukaryota; Fungi; Ascomycota; Dothideomycetes; Venturiales; Sympoventuriaceae
Exons: 3
Coding region: 216-3239 (1007 amino acids)
Source: RefSeq, a predicted model, not a curated record